AAAGCCCUAUCUCAACCACCAAGUAUAAACACUGCAAUUAUCGCCGCACUUCAUCUUUCUUAAUCGACCAGGAGGAGGACGCUAGGGUUUCUGCAACUUCACUGCAAUGGGAAAGGGAACAGGUAGUUUCGGUAAGAGGAGGAACAAGACUCACACACUAUGUGUGAGGUGCGGUCGCCGCAGUUUCCAUCUCCAGAAGAGUCGUUGCUCUGCUUGUGCUUAUCCUGCUGCCCGUUUAAGGAAAUACAACUGGAGCGAGAAGGCACUCCGCAGAAAGACAACUGGUACUGGCCGCAUGAGGUACCUCCGCAAUGUUCCUCGCAGAUUCAAGACCGGUUUCAGAGAAGGGACUGAAGCAGCACCAAGGAAGAAGGCGGCAGCAGCUUCUACUUGAGGUCCUUUGAGAGGGUUAUUGAGGAGGGUACUUUUUAUAACGUUAGCAUCAUUUUGGUAUUCAAGUAUUAGAGAGCAAGCAAAUUUUGGGAAGCUUAUUGCCCAUUCAAAUUUACAAGUGCUUAAAUUUUGGAAAUUUGUUGUUGAAAUUGGCAUUUUGAGAACUAAUGGAUUUGUGUAGGCUGUUUUCUACUUUUGGUUGCUCUGAACAUUCUGUCCAUUUGCUUAUGUUCCUUGAAUUUGAGUAUUGAGGUCUUUUGAGCUCUUAAUUUUCCAAUAUUUUACUGUA
Nicotiana tabacum (common tobacco) is the source of this 682-nucleotide messenger RNA. Its product is annotated as large ribosomal subunit protein eL37x. Gene Ontology annotation, biological process: translation. Gene Ontology annotation, cellular component: ribosome; cytosolic large ribosomal subunit. The record is from RefSeq and is a predicted model, not a curated record. Gene Ontology annotation, molecular function: structural constituent of ribosome; RNA binding. NCBI's taxonomy places the organism in Eukaryota, Viridiplantae, Streptophyta, Magnoliopsida, Solanales, Solanaceae.